This is a messenger RNA of Camelina sativa (false flax), 1126 nucleotides long. The record is from RefSeq and is a predicted model, not a curated record. NCBI's taxonomy places the organism in Eukaryota, Viridiplantae, Streptophyta, Magnoliopsida, Brassicales, Brassicaceae.
CAAGUGAUUAAAGUGACUGAAACUGAGAUAUCACCAGUGACUCAGUUUUCUUCAUGGGUUUGGAGUGGGUCUCGUUACUCUGGCUUACUGUGUAUGGCCUUGUCAUCGAUACUGUAUCUCAUCAUGGAGUUAGUUUCAGAUACUUUUUCUGUUCAGCCCAUUCCUUUGUUUGAGACCGCGUUCAUGAGAUGCACAAUUAUCUUGAUACUAUCAUACCUUUGGUUGAAAAGAACUGGACAACCAGUUUUUGGACCUGCGCAUGCCAGGAAGCUUUUGGUUUCCAGAGCCCUUGUGGGUUACCUUUCAUUGUUUAGUUUCAUCUUUAGCAUCCAAAUGUUGCCCUUGUCCCAAGCUAUUGUACUAAGCUUCUUGAAUCCAGUUAUGGCUUCCAUUGCAGCACGUGUUGUUCUGCAUGAGAAGUUGAAAAUCACUGAUAUUGGAGGUCUUGCUUGCAGUUUCUUUGGCGUGCUAUUUAUCUUUGGCCCAACACUAAGUGUCCAAGUUGGAUCAGAAGCAAAGAAUGAAAAUCUAAAAGGAAACCAUCAUAUUUAUGCGUUCUUGUUGGGCUUAUUUUCAUCAAUCACUGGAGGAAUCACUUAUUGUCUCAUAAAGGCAGCUGCUAAAGCAUCGGAACAGCCAGUGAUCACUGUCCUCUCGUUUGGUUUGGUAGCUUGCCCUGCUGCAGCAAUUUGCAUGUUUUCCUUGGAGAGCUUUGUCCUGCCAGCGUUUGACACAUUCAUUAGCAUGAUUGUACUAGGGUUACUGGCAUUUUGCGCAGAGGUACUUUUGGCACGUGGGCUUCAGCUUGAGAGAAUCAGCAAAGCUGCAAACAUAUUGUACAUCGAGGUGGUGUUAUCGCAGUUAUGGACAGUAAGCACGGGAAAAGCAGAAUCGUCAGGUUUGUUUAGCCGACUUGUUGGGUGUUUGCUCAUUAUCAUAUCAGUGAGCUACACGGUUUAUAUGGGACCUGCUAAAGAUACUGAGUAACCGAAUAGCAUAGCACUGUUCCAUUUACUAAAAGUGGAUUUUGUAUUUUUGGCUCGCUUCUUGUUUGGUGCAAUGCAAACCGCCCACCCUAGUUCCAAAUUUUUUGGGUAUCAAAUUUCAUUGAUUUUUAUUUGCCAAA